Molecule: messenger RNA, 3118 nt
Organism: Brassica oleracea var. oleracea
Lineage: Eukaryota; Viridiplantae; Streptophyta; Magnoliopsida; Brassicales; Brassicaceae
Product: probable disease resistance protein At1g59620
Exons: 3
Coding region: 172-2874 (900 amino acids)
Biological process (GO): defense response to other organism
Molecular function (GO): ADP binding
Source: RefSeq, a predicted model, not a curated record
GACUUUUCCACCCAAAGUUUCAGUCUUUGUACAACGAUUUGUGGAUUGAAUCCCUCAGAAUAUAGUUUAUUCGAGUCCUUGAGUUUUGUAAAAAAAAAACAAAUUAUAACUACUGUAUCCUCCUCCUCCUGUGAUUAUUGACUGCUAGUUUCAUUGUUGAACAGGAAAUUAAUGGCGGACUCACUUUUAUCAUUUGGAGUCGAAAAGCUUUGGGACCUCCUUGUCAGAGAAUCUGAGCGACUUCAAGGGGUUGAUGAUCAGAUCAAUGGACUAAAGAGUGAUUUAAAUAUGUUGAAGUGCUUUUUGGAAGAUGCAGAAGCCAAGAAACACACAAGUGCAAUGGUGAGAAACACUGUGAAAGAGAUCAAAGAAAUUGUUUAUGACGCAGAAGAUAUAAUCGAAAUCUUUCUUCUGGAGGAAGGACUCGGAAAAACAAGUAGCAUCAGGAAGAGUGUGAGAAGAUUUCCUCGCGUUAUGGUGAAACGCAUGGGGCUUGCUUUCGAUAUGAAAGCCAUAAGCAAUAGAAUAUCUAAGGUGAUCCGUGAUAUGCAGAGUCUUGGCGUGCAACAAGUCAUUGUCAAUGAAACGUAUGCACAGGAGAGACAAAAGGAAAUGCGCCAAACUUUUUCCAGUGAUACUGAAGACCAUCUUGUGGGUUUGGAGGAGAAUGUUGAGCAAUUAGUUGGCUAUUUGGCGGAGGAAGAUAGUAGCAGCCAAGUGGUUUCCAUAACCGGGAUGGGCGGUAUUGGUAAAACCACCCUCGCAAGACAAGUUUUUAAUCAUGAGAUAGUAAAAAGCCAUUUUCCAGGACUCGCAUGGGUAUCUAUCUCACAACAGUUUACAAGGAAGUAUGUGUGGCAGACGAUCUUGCGGAAACUUAGGCGAGAAUAUAAGGUGUUAGAGAUGACAGAAGAUGAACUCCAAGAAGAACUUGUUCGGCUGUUGGGAAUACAAAAGACUUUGAUUGUCCUUGAUGAUAUAUGGAGAGAAGGAGACUGGGACAUAAUAAAACCAAUAUUUCCACGACACAAAGGUUGGAAGAUACUUCUUACUUCCCGCAACGAGGGUGUAGCAUUACGAGCAGAUCCAAAAUGUUUCACUUUUAAGCCAAAUUGUCUAACUCUCGAUGAAUGUUGGUAUAUUUUUCGGAGGAUAGCAUUUCCUAGGAGCGACACGGCCCAACUUAAGGUUGAUGAAAUGGAAGAGAUGGGUAAGCAAAUGAUCAAACACUGCGGAGGACUACCUUUGGCUGUGAAACUGUUAGGAGGUUUGCUAGCUUCCCAAUACACAUUGCAUCAAUGGAAAAGGAUAUAUGAGAAUAUAAGAUCUCACAUCAUUGGAGGGACUAGUUACAAUGGCGACAACAACAAUUUGGUUUAUCAUGUAUUAUCUUUGAGUUUCGAAGAGUUGCCUAGUUGUUUGAAGCAUUGUUUCCUCUACUUGGCUCAUUUUCCAGAAGAUUGUCCAGUAGAUGUUGAGAAACUGGCCUACUACUGGGCCGCGGAAAGAAUGCUAAAACCGGAGUAUUAUGAAAGAACAAGUGUUCGAGAUGUUGUUGAUGGCUACAUAGAAGAGUUGGUUAAAAGAAAUAUGGUUAUCUCCGAAAGAGAUGGUAGGACUUUGAGAUUUGAAAAGUGUCACUUGCAUGACACGAUGAGAGAAGUUUGUCUUCUUAAAGCCAAAGAAGAGAACUUUCUACAAAUUGUUCAUGGCACCACCUCUGAAUCUUCUUGUAAAUCUCGCAGACUCGCUAUACAUCGGCUUGAUAAAACAUUUAAUGAAGAGAUGGAGAUAAACAAUCCAAAACUUAGAUCUCUCUUGGUUAUCUUGAAGGACAUGAGAACAGAUUGGAUGGUACCAGGUUUGCGCUUUACCGGGCUAAAGUUGAUGAGGGUUUUAGAUCUCUCUAAAGCUCAGUUUGAUGGAGGGGAGUUACCCUCAAGCAUUGGAAAUCUCAUUCACUUGAGAUACUUGAGUUUAUAUAUGGCACAUGUAACUCAUCUACCUUCUUCUAUGCGGAAACUGAAGUUGCUGAUCUAUUUAAACCUAAGUGUUGAUGCGAGAUGUUCAAUCUACAUGCCCAAUUUCUUGAAAAAGAUGCGAGAAUUGACAACCCUCUGGUUUCCAUUGAGGAUACAUGACAAGGUAAAGAUGGAAUUGGGCAAUCUAGUCAAUCUGGAGACGUUAGAGAAUUUCUCAACAGAGCACGGGAGUGUGUGUGAUAUCCAGGGUAUGACAAGGCUCAAAACCCUCUCUAUCUCAUUCAAUGGCAAGGGGUGUACUAUGGAAACCCUAUCUUCAUCUCUGAGUGAAUUGAGACACUUGGAAAAUCUUAAUAUAUAUGAUGCUUAUAAGUUGUAUGCUCCCACAGUUGAUGAAGAAGGAUUUUGUUUUGAUUGCAAGAAUCUCAAACAGCUCAAGUUGAGUAUAUGUAUGCCAAGGUUACCUGAUGCCCAACGCUUCCCUUCUCACCUUAGAAGCAUAACUUUACGUGGUUGUUGCUUAGAGGAGGAUCCAAUCCUGAUUCUAGAGAAGCUUCUUCACUUAUAUGAUGUCAGUUUACUAAAUAUAUCUUUCUGUGGGAGGAAAAUGGUUUGCUCGAGUGGUGGGUUUCCCCAACUGCAUAAGCUUGAAUUUGGUGGAUUAGCUGAGUGGGAAGAGUGGAUUGUAGAAGAAGGCUCCAUGCCCUUUCUUCAAACUCUGACUAUUCAUAAUUGUCGAAAGUUGAUGAAGCUUCCUGAUGGGCUGAGGUUUGUCACUUCCUUGGAAGAACUCGAUAUGAACACACAUACACUAGAAUUUUGGAAGAAAUUGUCCAUAGGAGGAGAAGAAUACUACAAAGUCCAACACAUACCUCUUUUGAAUAUCGUCUAACAUAAAGAAAAGGGUAACGUUCCUCCUUUGAACUCUAAAUGAGAAGCUCAUAUCUGUACCUUUGUUGUUUCUCAGAGGUGAGGCUUGAUAUCUUUUAAUUUGUUUAGAGAUUUUAUUGUAUUUUUGUUGUCACGCAACUAGGCUUCAGAAUCUUUGUCGACAACAUCGUUGACUUUGAGAACCUUCUAUAACCAGAUCCUGUUUUGCCAAGAUAUUUAUUUGGACAUUACAUAAUCUAUCAAAA